Anastrepha ludens (Mexican fruit fly) is the source of this 631-nucleotide messenger RNA. RefSeq lists its product as uncharacterized. Bases 48 to 461 code for a protein of 137 amino acids. NCBI's taxonomy places the organism in Eukaryota, Metazoa, Arthropoda, Insecta, Diptera, Tephritidae. The transcript is spliced from 4 exons. The record is from RefSeq and is a predicted model, not a curated record.
GCCACGAUUCAACCCCUGAAAAUAUUCCACUGGAGGAGGUAAUCCAAAUGGGUAUCGAAGUGGAAGAUGAAAGGGUGAUUUCGGAAGCCCCGUCGCCUUUACGGACGCCACUGGCAGAGAAUUUCACGCUGAGGUCAGGUAAUUCCCAUAUCUCAGACAGGAGAACACCACGGGCGAGCUUGAAAAGAAAGCGCAUGGAAGAAGACGGUAAUGCUCGGAAGAAAUUUUUGGAAAUAGCAGAAAAACAGGCAGAUGCACUAAAGAUGCUAGCCCAGUCGAGUAGAGAAACAGUAGAAGUCGCGAAACAACAAGCAGAUGCUUUAAAGAUCUUAGCCGAAAGCAGCUCUGCAAUUGCUCAGGCUAAUAAAAUGAUGGCGGAGGCAAUAGCCGUAUUGGGGAAUGGUUUAAGCGCUACCGCAGAAGCAUUCAACAAUCUAACGAAUGCAAUCUAUCGCAUGUAGAUUAGAAACCAAUUCCGCAGUUCCUUUUUAUGUGCAUAUAUACCAAAUGUUUAUUUUAGUACCUGAAGUUACUUUUUAUUUGAAUUUUAUAAGUAAACAAGCUGUGGUAAUGUUAAGUAACAUUAAUUAAAUGAAUUAGAAUGUAUUGUUUUCGUUUUUACAAAUAGACU